AUGGCUCUAAAUAUAUCUGGCUUAGUAUCUUUGAGUGUGUUUUUUAUGUUAACUUUAGCUACUGGAAUUUGGGCUUCUUGGAAAAGCAAAAAGGACCAGCAGAACAGAAACCCAACUGAAAUGGCCAUAGUUGGAGGGAGGAGGAUAAAUGUUUUCAUUGGAUUGUUCACUGCAACAGCCACCUGGGUUGGAGGAGCAUAUAUCAAUGGCACAGCUGAAAUAGUCUACCGGCCUUCAAAAGGACUGCUGUGGGUCCAGGCACCUGUGGGAUUUGCCUUGUCACUUGUUAUUGGUGGUUUCUUCUUUGUAAAUCCAAUGAGAACCAAGAAUUAUGUGACAGUGAUGGAUCCCCUUCAAGAAGCUUAUGGGAACGUGAUGGGAAGCUUACUGUUCAUUCCAUCACUGCUAGGAGAGAUGUUCUGGUUUGCAGCUAUCCUGGCAUCCCUGGGAGCAACAAUGAAGGUCAUCUUGGAUAUUGGAGGCUCUUUGGCCAUCAUCGCCUCAGCAUGCACUGUCGUACUCUACACUCUACUGGGAGGCCUCUAUUCUGUGGCCUACACAGAUAUCAUCCAGCUGGUUUUCAUUGCUCUCAGCCUGUGGGUCUGUAUCCCCUUUGCCCUGGUGAGCUCUGCAACAGAAAGUAUUUAUUUCACUGCAACUCAUAAAACUUACCAAGACCCUUGGAUUGGGAAGAUACAAAACCGGUAUCUUGGCAGGUGGCUGGAUGACUUCUUCUACCUG
Mesitornis unicolor (brown roatelo) is the source of this 741-nucleotide messenger RNA. Its product is annotated as high affinity choline transporter 1-like. Gene Ontology annotation, molecular function: choline:sodium symporter activity. The annotation marks the transcript as partial. Gene Ontology annotation, cellular component: plasma membrane. The record is from RefSeq and is a predicted model, not a curated record. Gene Ontology annotation, biological process: transmembrane transport; acetylcholine biosynthetic process; choline transport. The transcript is spliced from 5 exons. NCBI's taxonomy places the organism in Eukaryota, Metazoa, Chordata, Aves, Mesitornithiformes, Mesitornithidae.